Messenger RNA from Asparagus officinalis (garden asparagus), 1283 nucleotides. RefSeq names its product oryzain gamma chain-like. Gene Ontology annotation, molecular function: cysteine-type endopeptidase activity. Gene Ontology annotation, cellular component: lysosome. The record is from RefSeq and is a predicted model, not a curated record. Gene Ontology annotation, biological process: immune response. The transcript has 8 exons. Bases 1 to 1077 code for a protein of 358 amino acids. Lineage: Eukaryota; Viridiplantae; Streptophyta; Magnoliopsida; Asparagales; Asparagaceae.
AUGUCUCUCUUCGCGGCAGUGAUUUUCUUACUAGCAGUAGCCUUUGCUUCCUCGGCUGCGGCCGCCGGGUCGCAGGUUGACAAGGAACUCACGAUCCCACCCGCUGUGAAUGGGGAAGGAUCCCUUGAAAACUCCUUUCUUCGGGUCCUCGGCCGGACUCCAGACGCCCUUCACUUUGCUCGAUUUGCUCGAAAAUACGAGAAGAAAUACGAAACGGAGCAGGAGAUCACACGAAGAUUCAAAAUAUUUGGCGAGAAUCUGGAUCUAAUCCGAUCCACCAACAGGAAACAGCUUUCCUACAAGCUCGGAAUCAACCGGUAUGCGGAUCUAAGCUGGGAGGAGUUUCAGGCGACCCGUUUGGGCGCGGCCCAGAACUGCUCGGCCACAUUGAAGGGCAACCAUGAGAUGACCAGCGCACCGCUACCAGAGACUAAAGACUGGAGAAAGGAUGGCAUAGUCAGCCCCGUCAAGGAUCAAGGGGGUUGUGGGUCUUGCUGGACAUUCAGCGCGACGGGCUCGCUGGAGGCGGCGUACUCACAAGCGACGGGAAAGAGCAUCUCCCUCUCGGAGCAACAACUUGUGGAUUGCGCCUCUGCGUUCAACAACUUCGGGUGUAACGGUGGUCUGCCUUCCCAAGCCUUUGAGUACAUAAAGUACAAUGGCGGCCUUGACACGGAGGAAUCGUACCCUUACACUGCAGUUAAUGGCAACUGCAGCUUUAAGCAGGGGAAUGUUGGGGUCAAGCUUCUUGACUCGGUUAACAUCACCUUGGGUGCUGAGGAUGAGCUGAAGCAUGCGGUUGGAGUGGUUCGUCCGGUGAGCGUCGCAUUUGAGGUUGUGCAGAGUUUCGCGUUGUACAAGGGAGGAGUCUACACUAGUGACACUUGUGGUAGCUCUUCAAUGGAUGUGAACCAUGCAGUCGUGGCAGUGGGUUAUGGCGUAGAGAAUGGGAUGCCAUAUUGGCUCAUCAAGAACUCAUGGGGCGCGGACUGGGGUAUGGAUGGCUACUUUAGAAUGAACUGGCAAAACCAUGUUGGCGUGGCCACUUGUGCAUCAUACCCAAUUGUUGCCCCGUGACGGUGAAGCUAUGGAAAUGGUGCCUUUUGAAGUUAAUUUUAUGGUUUUCCUUAACGGGGAUAUUUUUCUGUACGUGGAGGCACCGAAUUAAGAAGAAAAUGUUAGAUAAAUAAUGUUAUUUGUGGUUUGGAUGGAUUAGAAACUAAUCCAUGUAUUUUAUGUCUACUGUAGUUGUGACUAUAUAUAUGUGAGCACCUCUACCUGUG